This is a messenger RNA of Exophiala bonariae, 1158 nucleotides long. RefSeq lists its product as uncharacterized. The transcript has 2 exons. The record is from RefSeq and is a predicted model, not a curated record. Bases 1 to 1158 code for a protein of 385 amino acids. Lineage: Eukaryota; Fungi; Ascomycota; Eurotiomycetes; Chaetothyriales; Herpotrichiellaceae.
AUGCCGGCUACGCCGACCAAUGUCGCUUCUUACGUUUCAUCGGUCGAGACAGCACCCUUGACCAUGCGUGCAUGGCAAGCAAGUCAACGCUAUUCACCCUACCCACAUAUGAACCAGCGCCUAAACUAUGUUCAAGUGGCCCCGAGAUAUAGUCCAUCGUCAGCAAUGCAUUGUCCCACGGUCCCAAGCAAUGUUGAAUACGGUUCAUAUGGAGGUUCAGCUCAAAAUGUUGACUGGACCAGAGGAUCUUACGCUGCACAAUAUCCCACGUAUGGCGAGGAAGAGGUGACCAGUCCUUAUUCAAACCUGCCGCCGCCAUACAUCCUCCCUCACACUGAUCCGAUGAAUGCACGCAAUGGAUAUUAUGGAAUUCCAAAUGGAGUGCGCCCACAGCCAGGUGCGAUAUGGCCAGAACAACAACAGGCAUUGAUACCACAAUCCUCUAACCUACCUGCCACUUCUUACACACAAUCAACGGAUGCUCCGCAGCAUUUCCAAUCCCUAGGCAUCGCAACAAAUCUUCCACCAGAUAGAAUCUUACCUGAUCCGAUCAGAGCUCCAAAUGAUAUGGCAGCGACAGCGCAGCCCACGGUAGACAGUCUGAAUGUUACGGAUCAAGAUCAGAGAACUUCUGCUUGUUGGAGCAAUGGCGUCUCAACAUCAUCCGCACAUGUUGUGUCUCAUGUUGAAUCCGAUUCAGGGCGCUGUCAGAGUAGCGACCAAAGAGCCACUUCAUACAGGAUGCAAGAACUUGCCUACGAUCACCUAACCAUGAGCGACGCACUCUCAAGCACACCUAUCUCGAGCGGCUUGACGACAGGUGUCAUUGAGCCUCAGCCACUUGCACCGAGCAUCACAACCCAAGGCCACCACUCUCAGCUAUCCAGUCAGAGAACCAUUUCACAUGAAAGCUUGAGAUCGACACCAGAAAUUCCGUCCGUGACAUAUGGUUACACAAGUGCGAUGGCUGGGCGUACCUCGCAGCUUAGUAGUACCUCAGAUCGAGUCUCUUCCGCACUGCUAUACUGCCACCCCCUUACGGUGGUGCCACGACGUGAAUCAGGCUCGGAAGACUGCAGCACCGACUGCAGCAGUUGCCCUACAGAUUCGACCAGAUGUUCCAUUACGUCGAUGAGUAAUGCUUCCUCCGGGUAUUAA